Molecule: messenger RNA, 1746 nt
Organism: Eremothecium gossypii ATCC 10895
Lineage: Eukaryota; Fungi; Ascomycota; Saccharomycetes; Saccharomycetales; Saccharomycetaceae
Gene: THI3
Product: branched-chain-2-oxoacid decarboxylase THI3
Exons: 1
Coding region: 1-1746 (581 amino acids)
Molecular function (GO): magnesium ion binding; carboxy-lyase activity; thiamine pyrophosphate binding
Source: RefSeq, marked provisional
AUGUCUUCGUACACAUGCCAGAACAACGUGCCCUCCAGCAUUCCGCUUGCCGAAUACCUGUUCCACAGGCUGCGGCAGCUAGGGGUCACCACGGUGUUCGGGCUGCCCAGCGACUACAACAUGUUCCUUCUGGACGGCCUGGAAAAUGUGGCAGACAUGCAUCUAUGCUGCAACACUAACGAGCUCAACGCGUCCUACGCAGCGGACGGCUACGCGCGCAUGCAGCGGCUGUCCUGCCUGGUGUCGACAUUCGGGGUGGGCGAACUCUCCGUGGUGAACGGGAUCGCGGGCUCGUUCGCAGAGCAUGUGGCGGUGCUACUGAUUGUGGGCAUGCCGCCCGCAUCCGCGCAGCGCAGGAAGCUGCUGCUGCACCACACGCUCGGCAAUGGCGACUACGACGUGUUCCGCCGCCUCGCCAGCGACAUCUGCACAUACUCGACCGUGGUCAGAUCCGCGCACACUGCUGCGGAGGUGCUGGACCACUGCAUCGCGCGCUGCUACCGGGACCAGAAGCCCGUGUACUGCGGCGUGCCCAUCAACCUGGCCGAGGCCAUGCUCCCGAGCGCGCCGCUGGACGUGCCCCUGCCGCUACUUGACGAGCCGUGCGCCCCGCUCGACGAGCUCGUCGCGCUCCUGCUGGACAAGAUCUACGCCGCCAAGCACCCCGUCCUCGUGGUCGACGCCUGUGUCGCGCGCCACGGCUGCAUGCAGCAGCUCCAGCGCCUCGCCCAGGCCACCGACUUCCCCGUCUGCUGCACGCCAAUGGGCAAGGGCAUCGUCGACGAGCAGGGCGCGCGCUUCGCCGGCGUGUACGUCGGCUCGCUGUCUGCGCCGCAGGUGCGUGAGGUCGUGGACUUCGCGGACUUCGUGCUCGUCGUGGGCGCCCUCACCGCGGAGUUCUGCACCUCGUCCUUCCACUUCGCGUACAAGCCCAAGAACAUCGCGCUGCUCCACGCGCGCCACGCGCGCGUCGCUGCGCGCGUCUUCCCCGACGCCCCGCUGCGCGCCCUGCUCGCCCUCUUGCUCCAGCGCCUGGACCCCGCGCGCGUCUGCCACGCCCGCGAGCCCGUCCCCGAGCCCUCCGCCCUGCGCGUCGCGCCCAACCCCGCCACGCCCCUGCGCCACGAGUGGCUGUGGGCCCGCCUCUCGCGCUGGUUCGCGCCCGGCGACAUCCUCGUCUCGGAGACCGGCACGUCCGCAUUCGGCGUCCUGCAGACCCGCCUCCCGCCCGGCGUCUGCGUCGUCUCGCAGCCGCUGUGGGGCUCCGUCGGCUACUCCGUGGGUGCCUGCCUCGGCGUGCUUGUCGCCACGCGCGCCGCCGCCCCGCCGCGUCGCGUCGUGCUCUUCGUCGGCGACGGCGCCCUCCAGCUUACCGUGCAGGAGCUCAGCACCAUGGUCCGCUUGCGCCUGGCCCCGCUCAUCUUCGUGCUCAACAACCGCGGCUACUCCGCGGACCGCCUGCUCAACCGCGCCCGCCACAGGGCCAACGCCCGCUACUACGACGUCCAGCCCUGGCAUAACCUGGCGCUGGCGCCGGCCUUCGGCGCCAGCGCCUACGACCCGCGUGCUGUUACUACCGUCGGCGAGCUCGACGCCCUGCUCUCUGACCCGGCCUUUGCGCAGCCGUCCGUGCUCAAGAUGGUCGAAGUCGCGCUGCCGUCUAUGGACGGCCCGCCGGCCCUGCUGGAUACGCUAGUGCCCGAGCACCCUGAGCACGCGGACCACAAGCGGCCCAAACUUGUCUAA